Xylaria bambusicola is the source of this 393-nucleotide messenger RNA. RefSeq lists its product as uncharacterized. The record is from RefSeq and is a predicted model, not a curated record. The transcript has a single exon. Bases 80 to 328 code for a protein of 82 amino acids. Lineage: Eukaryota; Fungi; Ascomycota; Sordariomycetes; Xylariales; Xylariaceae.
GCCUACUGUAACUUGUGGUGAUGACCAUUUAAUUAAAUUUCUGAUAGGCUCCUUCGGUGUCACGAUUACUUCCGAUAUCAUGGCAAACCCCCAUCGUGUCAGAAUCCUUCUGAGUGAAAAUGAUGGACAAGAACCAGCACCCUUGGUCUAUCGAAUUUUUCUCAGCCAAAUGUCGCUCCUCUGCCUGGUUCUUACAAUACUAUACGAUGCACCUGUUGACAUCAAUAGCCUUUUACAAUUUUCCUCGCCUGCCAUCAUCUCAGUUCUUACUAUACAUGAGUCUGUAAGCUUUCUGGUGGUAUUCGUAGUGUUGAUGCCUGUCACGUAGCCUGGUUGUGGUGGCACCCAAGACAGCCUAACACGUUGCAAUGAAGCAGAGUGUUGAAUUCUGUG